Arvicanthis niloticus (Nile rat) is the source of this 2215-nucleotide messenger RNA. The record is from RefSeq and is a predicted model, not a curated record. NCBI's taxonomy places the organism in Eukaryota, Metazoa, Chordata, Mammalia, Rodentia, Muridae.
GAGGCCGAGCGUGGCGGCCAUGGAGGCGGCGGCGGCGCGGAGGCGGCAGCUCCCCGGAGCGGCGGGCGGCCCCGGUGUCGCAUUCGUGCAAGCCAGUUUCCCAUCUAGAUAGCAUGCAUGUUCUGUCUUCAAGUGCCUAGACUCCCCUCGGGCUGACGGCAAAGCCGGAGGAGAGAGGGCUGGCCCUAGUCUCUCGCUCCUCACCAGGCAUGGCUCCAUGAAGGCCGAAGACAAAGACCGCACAGCUCCCUUCCACUUGGACCUCUGGUUCUACUUCACACUGCAGAACUGGGUUCUGGACUUCGGCCGCCCCAUUGCCAUGUUGGUAUUCCCAAUCCAGUGGUUUCCUCUCAACAAGCCGAGUGUCGGGGACUACUUCCAUAUGGUCUACAACGUCAUCACCCCCUUCCUCCUGCUAAAGCUUAUCGAGCGGUCCCCCCGGACGCUGCCACGGUCUAUAAUCUAUGUCAGUAUCAUCACGUUCAUCAUGGGAGCCAGCAUCCACCUGGUGGGCGACUCCGUCAACCACCGCUUGCUCUUCAGUGGGUACCAGCACCACCUGUCCGUCAGAGAGAACCCUAUCAUCAAGAAUCUCAAGCCAGAGACUCUGAUCGACUCCUUUGAGCUGCUGUACUACUACGACGAGCACCUGGGCCACUGCAUGUGGUACAUCCCCUUCUUCCUCAUCCUCUUCAUGUACUUCAGUGGCUGCUUUACUACCUCCAAGGCCGAGAGCCACAUGCCAGGGCCUGCCCUGCUCCUGGUGGUGCCCAGUGGUCUGUACUACUGGUACCUGGUCACCGAGGGCCAGAUCUUCAUCCUCUUCAUCUUCACCUUCUUUGCCAUGCUGGCUCUCGUCCUGCACCAGAAGCGCAGGCGCCUCUUCCUGGACAGCAAUGGCCUCUUCCUCUUCUAUUCCUUCGCCCUCACCCUCUUACUGGUGGCUCUGUGGGUCGCUUGGCUGUGGAAUGACCCUGUCCUCAGAAAGAAGUACCCUGGUGUCAUCUAUGUUCCUGAGCCCUGGGCCUUUUACACGCUGCAUGUUAGCAGUCAGCAGUGAGGCUGGCUUACUGGGGGUAACAGGCCAUGGCGUCUGUCCAUGUGUGCACACAUUAAUUACAUGCGCUGUGGCAGCAGCGUGAGCUCUGCAUUGGGGGCAGGGAUGGGUGAGCCUUGUUGAGAGACUCAACUGUUGUGGUCAGGUUUCAGGUUUGUUUUUUACUUUGUUCCUCCGCCACCCCCCAAACUUAAGAUGGAAUUUAGUUUGGGGAAGUAUAUAAAAGAUCCUGGCCCCUGCCCUCCCGUGAAUUUCACUACUAUUAGAGGUGCCUGAAUAACACCCCUAUCUCUCAGGACUGGGCUGGCCUUAUGGAGAUGUCUUCUGGUGACAUGCAGGCGAGGGAUCUGUAGGACAGAAGCAGGAAACUUUGCUACCUACCUGGCCCCUGGCUCACCUGAAGCUGCCUACCCCUGGGCCCUAGGUUUCUGGAUCAUAAUUUCUUUUGUGCUUUAAACUGAGCAGUUCCACCUCUGGGCUUCAUCUGCUCUGCAGGGCCCCACGGUUCCAAGUGGCUCUGGGGACUGGUGGUUACUGAUUCUCUGCGGGCAAUGGCAGCAAGGAAGAGUGGUUCUUUUACUGUCCCCACCCUCAGCCUAGCGGGGGAUGGGGGGAUUUCUCCCAGUCUCUUGUCCAACUUCACACUCUAGUCACAUGCUGUUGAGAACCUAGUCUCCAGGGAGCCAGAGGCCACUUUCAGCUAAGCCCUUAAAGCUGGCCGGGGUUCUGAGCUACAUGAAAGGCAGAGUUGUCAAGCCCUUGUUUUAUUGAUUCCCUGAGACCUGUUAUAAGGGUCUGAGACAUUACAAGUCAGUCUUUUGAGACAGCUCAUCUCAGCCUGAAUCUCUCACCACCUGCCUGGUGCCUUUGUUCCCAGCAUGGUGGUUCCUGCCUCUCCCCAGCCCACCUCCUCCCAGGCCUCAGAUAUAGGUCUCCUUGGCACAAGGUGCCACCACCUCAUUUGGCAGUCAGCACUGCCUGGCCUGUGCUGUGAGUCUUGGGGACACUCUGUGCAUGGCCCUGCCUCUUUUCUGCUGCACUCAGGGACUGCGGGACUGCGCCUCAGUUUUCCCUUGUGGUCUUUCUCUGGGUUAGCCCAUGCUGGGGCUGAGGGUGGUGAUGGGUGAGAGGACUGAAUAAAGGCUGUUUUGAAGCCCA